Messenger RNA from Ilyonectria robusta, 822 nucleotides. Its product is annotated as ClpP/crotonase-like domain-containing protein. Gene Ontology annotation, biological process: fatty acid beta-oxidation. Gene Ontology annotation, cellular component: peroxisome. Gene Ontology annotation, molecular function: enoyl-CoA hydratase activity; delta(3)-delta(2)-enoyl-CoA isomerase activity. The transcript has 2 exons. Lineage: Eukaryota; Fungi; Ascomycota; Sordariomycetes; Hypocreales; Nectriaceae. Bases 1 to 822 code for a protein of 273 amino acids. The record is from RefSeq and is a predicted model, not a curated record.
AUGGCACAGCUCUUCUCUCUCACCAUCCCCGCGCACGCCGCCUACCCGGGCGGCACCCUCGCGUGCACCGAGCCCGCGCCGGCCGUCUACCUGCUCACGCUCAACUCGCCGCCGGACAACCGUCUGACGGCGCCGGUGUUGCGCGCCUUUCUCGAGGCUCUCGACAUCAUCGAGUUUGGGUAUCCGCAUGGCGUCGUGGCCACCACGUCCGGCAUCCCCAAGUUCUACAGCAACGGGCUCGACCUCGAGCAUGCCGUCGCUACUGAAGGCUACUGGCCGCUGCUGUAUAGCGUCUGGCGCCGCUUCCUAAGCUACCCCAUGCCCACCGUUGCUCUCAUCAACGGCCACGCCUUUGCCGGUGGCCUCAUGCUCGCCACGGCCCAAGAUUACCGCCUGGCGCCCUCUCCACGCGGCUUCCUCUGUGUCAACGAGCUGCUCUUCGGCGCGCCGCUGAAGCCCCCCAUGUCGGCCCUCUUCCGCACGAAGAUGUCCGCCCUCACGUACCGCCACCUCGUGCUCGAAGCCCGUCGCUUCACCGCCCCCGAGGCCGUUGCCGCCGGCAUCGCCGAUGCCAUCUACGAGAAGCCCGAGGACCUGCUGACGUUCGUCAAGGAGCGGGACCUCGUCACCAAGCCCAAGUCGGGUGUCUACGGCGUGCUCAAGGCGGAGAUGUACCACGACCUGAUCAACUACCUUAAGACUCCCGGCCUCGAUGCGCACGAAGCGAGGUUCGAGGAGGCCCAGGCGCUCGAACAAGAGCGACAGGAGUUCGGAAAGGUGUGGUACGAGCAGUGGCUCAAGGACACCAAAGCCAAGCUGUAA